AGGAGCCUGGCAUUGAAGUUGAGGCAUCCCUGGACCCAUGCUUUAUCAGGAUCUGCAGCCAGUGGUGCACACACUCUCCACAGCAGCUUCCUAUUGGAGCCCGGAUGCACACACUGGCGUUCUCCCCAGCUAUGUGGCUGUUUGCAACAACACGACGGACACUGUGUGCUUUGGCCAGGCUGGAACCGUGGAGAAGAUAUCACUUCAACCGGGGCAUAUGCAUGCCUACACAUGGAAGAGCACCAAGGCACCAUUGAUGCUGCAUCUUGGAAUAGAAAACCAGCACUGGAAAUGGAGCAGCCCUUUCGCACUGGUCUGCGGCAAGGAAAUUGCAGUGGAAAUGCCCAUUGGUUCUUCGGCAGUGUCUACAGUCCUGGUCAGAAUGCAAGGAGGGCAAGGGGUCGAGAUGCAGGUGAUCAUCUCUGGCCAAGUCACUCUCCGGAGUCACUUGGUGACGGACCUUCAGGUCCAGCUCAGGUUGCUGGUCGACGGGGCCAAGGAACACAACAAGUCACCGUCGACACAGCCACCAAAGACUCGUACCCUGGUGGUCGACCUUGCCGACAAGACCUGUAGGAGCCUCAUCGUCAACCCUCGCCGGCUACACUCUUUUUCGCUCAGGAGACAGGCUUCCACACCAGGCGGACAGGCAAGGGUGAACGCUGUGCCUUGGUCCAGCGAAGUGGUGUUCGACGCAAUGAGCUCGAAGGAUUGGGCCAAGGUUGUCGAGGUACCGCAAGACACUGAUGAUGCUGCAAAGCUCCAGCUAUGGUGCUAUUGUUUUGCAGGCUGCUUUGGAUCAUCUGCAAAUCUCCUGGUGCUGGCAUUCGCGCCCCUUCAUGUGCUGCGCAGCCACUUGCCCUGCAGCCUCCUGGUCCACCUUCACGGAAGGACGGGCUUCGAAGCCGCAGGCGAGCACUAUCACUCACUCUUGGUUCCCGGCCGAGGCCAAGACUGGCCUCUGCUUGUGGACCCACCGCCGUCCAGUCUCACCUUUCAACUCGGACCAGGCAAGCGUGUUUCGUCUCCUGCGCUUGAACUGAGGCCUCCAACGCUGGACCACGAAAUCUCCACCACACCUCCGGAAGACCUGUGGAGGCUGCGCAGUCCGGAAUGGAGCUUUGGCUCCCCUCACGCGGCCAAGUGGCCCUAUGACGAUGUUGAGCGCAUAGCCAAAGUGGACCACAUGUGGGAAAAAGGAGUUCUCACGCAGCUCUUCCCAUCCACCAACCAAGUCUAG
Molecule: messenger RNA, 1240 nt
Organism: Rhipicephalus sanguineus (brown dog tick)
Lineage: Eukaryota; Metazoa; Arthropoda; Arachnida; Ixodida; Ixodidae
Product: intermembrane lipid transfer protein VPS13B-like
Exons: 9
Coding region: 38-1240 (400 amino acids)
Source: RefSeq, a predicted model, not a curated record